UCGCGUUACAUCAGCACUGAGCUGGGUAUUCGGGAGCGUUUGUUUGUCGGAGUUCUCACAUCAAAAACUACUCUCAACACUCUGGCUGUCGCUGUGAACCGCACAAUUGGUCACCACAUUGACAAGGUCCUAUACUUCACCGGCUCCAGGAGCCGGAAGAUUCCGCACGGAAUGUACAUUGUAACCCACGGUGACGAGCGGCCGAUCUGGAACAUGUACCAGACAGUAAAGUAUAUCUUUGAGCAUUUCAGCAGUGAGUACGACUGGUUCUUCCUCAUCCAGGAUGAUUCCUACACUGAGAGUGAUCGCAUCAAACGUCUAGUGAACCACCUCAGCAUCAACACUGACCUGUACAUGGGCCGUCCCCAGGAGUUUAUUGGUGGUGAUGUAGAUGGUCGGUAUUGUCACGGUGGAUUUGGGUUCCUGCUGUCCCGCAGUCUCCUCAUCAAAUUGCAACCGCAUUUGGAAACCUGUCGGAAUGACAUCCUCAGCUCCAGGCCUGACGAGUGGCUGGGUCGAUGCAUCAUUGAUUAUGUGUCAGUCAGUUGUGUCAGUGAGUAUGAGACUCUGCACUACCGAUACUUUGAACUCGGGAAGAAUAGCGAGCUGGAAAAGGAGGAGGCUCCACAGUUCCGGAAUGCUUUCACCGUCCAUCCGGUCGUGGACCCUGUCCAGAUGUAUCGGCUACACAAACGUUACACUGAGCUGGAGCUGGAGAAAACUUACCGAGAGAUUGAAGAUCUCCAGGAUGAAAUCCGGAAUGUCAGUGGGCUAACGGCUGAGGGGGAGAAGUUCAGCAGUUGGCCAGUGGGGAUUAACCCUCCUUUCGAGCCCCAUACUCGGUUCGAGGUCCUGCGCUGGGAUUAUUUCACUGAGGAGCAGCUCUUCUCGUGUGCUGAUGGCUCACCAAAGUGCGAGCUGCGAGGGAUCGACAAGGCAGAUGUCAGCAACAUCAUCGAAACGGCUGUGGAGGAACUGAACAAGAAGUACCUGCCCAUCCUGCAGCUGCAGAAGGAGCAGCUGGUGAAUGGUUACCGUAGGUUUGACCCUACAAGGGGCAUGGAAUAUACCCUGGACCUCCAGCUACAGGUGAUUACCCAGAAAGGCCACAGUCGCUCCAUCACCAAGAGAGUGUACCUGGUCCGGCCUCUCAGCAACAUCGAGAUCAUACCCAUGCCCUAUGUGACCGAGGCCACCAGGGUCCACAUCAUCCUGCCCAUCAGCGUCCACGAGAGGGAGCAGGCCAUUCGUUUCAUCGAGCAGUACGCUGUCAACACGCUGGAGAGUAACGAGAAUGCCAUCCUCACUCUCCUCUUCAUCUAUGACCCCUUUGAAGCUCAGAGGGUCAAUCAGAACGACAUCUUCAGCAGUGUCAAAGCCAAGAUCAUGGACUGUGAGAGGAAAUACCCAGAAUCAAAGAUUCCCUGGAUUAGUGUGAAGACUGACUCACCCUGCCAGCUGAAAAUCAUGGACGUCAUCUCCAAGAAGCACCCAGUCGACACCUUGUUUUUUGUGGCUGGCAUCAACAUGGAAGUGAACUUUGAGUUCCUCAACCGCUGUCGCAUGAACACCAUCAACCAAUGGCAAGUCUUCUUUCCCAUCCAUUUCCAGGAAUAUAACCCAGAGGUGGCCUAUCACAACCAGCCCCUGCCGCUCACCAUUGACCUGCUGAAGGAUUCCGGCCACUUUGACCGUGACUUCUUCGAUGCUGCCUGUUUCUACAACUCAGACUACAUGGCCGCGCGUGGGAGAAUGGCGUCCGAUGUCCUGGAGAAUGAGGAGAUCCUGGAGACGCUGGACCUGUACGAGAUGUUUGUGAGAUACUCCAACCUCCAUGUCUUCCGCGCUGUGGAGCCCGGCUUGAGGCAGAAAUACAACCAGCGGAUGUGUAACCCGCGAGUAAGCGAGGAGAUCUAUCACCAUUGCGUGCAGAGUAAUAUCCAAGCACUGGGCUCACGCUCCCAGCUCGCGGUGCUGCUGUUUGAGCAGGAGCAAGGCAAUAGCACCUGAGAGCACCAGGGGGAAGCAGGCAGCCAUUGGUCCAUGUUACUGUCCCAGCUGCUCGGAUCCUGCUCCCCUCACCCCGUGUCCCCUACUUAUUGAACUGAACAAACUAUUCACCUCCAAACAGACAGCACUAUCAUCAACAGCUCAAAGGGCCCCAGUCUGGUUCAACAACAUGGCCACCUUCUCUCAAGCUCCAUAAUGACCUGACCCAUUGGUAGACCUCGUGCACACACCGAAAAUCUAUUUUUGUAAAAAAGGAUGGGACAGUUUUAACUUUUGUUUCUUUCUCCCUAUCUAGCAGCAAGACUGUCUGUUUAACGGGAGGCUGUCUGAUCUGUGUAAUCCUGGUGGGAUGGGAGAGGGCUGGGGUGGGGGGAGCAGUUUAUAUGAGUGUGUAAUCAGAUGAGGGGACAGGGAGGAUGGAAGCGACAGGGGUGGAUGACUGGGAUACAGGGAGGGCAGGGAGAUGAGUGAAUGAUCAGAAGGAGACAGUGAUGUGGUAGAGGGUGUUGGGGAACACUGACUUUGGGAAUAACCUGUCUGUAAUGAAGCUGUGUGUGUGUGUGUGUGUGUGUGUGAGAGAGAGAGAGUGUGUGUGUGUGUGUGAGAGUGUGUGUAUGUGUAUGUGUGUGUGAGAUAGAGAAAA
This is a messenger RNA of Rhincodon typus (whale shark), 2653 nucleotides long. RefSeq names its product chondroitin sulfate synthase 2. Gene Ontology annotation, molecular function: glucuronosyl-N-acetylgalactosaminyl-proteoglycan 4-beta-N-acetylgalactosaminyltransferase activity. The coding region runs from base 172 to 2010 and encodes 612 amino acids. The transcript is spliced from 3 exons. The record is from RefSeq and is a predicted model, not a curated record. Gene Ontology annotation, cellular component: Golgi cisterna membrane. Lineage: Eukaryota; Metazoa; Chordata; Chondrichthyes; Orectolobiformes; Rhincodontidae.